GAGGGAGCGCUGCGGGCGGGCGUGGGGACAGGCGGUCACGUGCGCCGCGCGUCGCGACGCUUGCUUCUGGCGUCGUGCACGACCACGGCAUGGCCCCGACGCAGCACUCUUACUCCGCUCUCGCUCCCUCAUCCUCGCCUCUUGCGCGCGUGCGUCCGUGCAGCCACCAUCGCUGCCGGCCUGCACCAGCCCUCGCCCCCACCAUGGCGUACCCCGCCGCGGCGAUGCCCGGGCGCAGCGCCUUCCCCCACUCGCCCGACCCCUUUGCGCCCGACGUGGCGUGGCUCGACGGCCUCGCCCAGCAUCCCAUCUUCCAUGCCGGCGACACGCCGCCCGCGCCGGCGGCCGGGCGCUCGUCUGUGCGCGCCCGCUCGACGCUCGCCCUGCGCGGCACGGACCUCGUCGCGGCCGUCGGCUCCGAGCUGCGCAUUGCCAGCCUGGCCGAGGCCAAGCACGCUGCGGCCACGGGCGCCUCGCCCGCCGAGCGUCCGCACCGCGUGCUGGCGCAUGCGCUGCCGCCGUUCCCCAUUGCCAGCAUUGCUGUGAACCCGGCGAACCGCCUGCUGGCCGUCGUCGGCUCGCACCAGGUGGCCGUGCUCGUGCUGCCGCGCUCGGCGGGCUCCAAGGCGCAGGCCGACGCCGCACACUCCCGGGGCGCCGCUCGCAGCGUCACUUGCCAUGCCGCACGUGUCGGCGCCUACUACCACGACGAGCACAUCGGCCCGCACGCCCGCGUCGCAAAGGUGCUCUGGCAUCCGUGGGGCAAGGACGGCACCUCGCUGCUUAUCCUCACCGCUGACGGCACUCUGCGCGAGUACAACGUGUCUGGCGAUCUCGACGAGCCGGCGCAGACGCUGGCACUCACCCCGCCGCCGCCGCCCGCGGUCGGGCGCAGCGACAGCCGCGCGGCCGGGCCUUCCCGUUUUGGCGUCGGCUCAGGCGCGGCGCCGGGCAGAGAGUGGGACCCUGCCGUGGGCCUGGCACUCGGCCUCUCGGCUUCGGGCGCCGGCAACAGCGGCGACUGGAGCGCGCUGACCAUCUACGGCCUGACGCGGGCUGGAGAUGUCUACGGCAUCACCCCCUUCCUGCCGGCACAAGCUCAGGUGCCGGCUCAGUAUCUCUCCGCCCUGAGCACAUACACGGCCGAAACUUCCGCAGCUGCGAGCAGCACCUCGCGCACGAGCUCGCUGCGCUACCUGUCAUCUCUGCUGCAGCAGCGCGAGUCCACAGCCGCAAACGCGCGUGACGCCACGCCGGCAUACCUGCGAGGUGUCACGCCUGCUAGUGGCAUGUCGCUGGACGCUGGCCUGCUUGCGCAGGAGCCCGGCGACGACGAUGAUGGCGACGCUGAAGACGGCGAGAUUCGCGUGCUCAUUAGCACGCCAUCUGGGCAGAUGCCAGCACGGCAGGGGCCGUUCCUGCUCGCGCCGGCCCCGCACGAGCUCUCCGAAGUUCGCGAGGCGAAGGCCAGUGACAUGACUGUGCUUCGGGUGCCGGCCAGUCCCGUCGAGGACGGCGACACAGCAUUCGCGGUCCUCGCCAUCGUGUCGGACGACGGCAGGGUGGACCUGGGAGUGCUCCCGUCGAUCUUUCCACGAUGGGGCGGGGGCGCGCGCACAAAGGCGCGCAAGAUGGGUCGCUACGGCUUGACGGACGACGAGGAUGACGAGUCGUUCGACGAGGACGAGGAGGGCGAGCUGCCUGCGGUCCUGAUCUACGAGACGAUCGACCUGGGCCUGCUCGCAGAUCUGACGUCGUCGGGCCUCGGCGAUGCUUCUUCGGAUCCCGAGAGACUUGAACGGCUUCUUGGUGCGCAUGCACCCGCCUUCGUGCCUGAUCUUCUUUACAGCGACACGGUCUACGUGCACCACUCUCUUGGAGCGCACGCGUUGUGCAUUGGCACGUGGGCGCGCGACCUGCUGGACGCGAUGAACACUGCCGCCGAUGCCACGCCCGGCAGAGGCCUCGGUGCGGACGGCGAGCCGCAGGUAGAGGAUCGCCAAGGCGCAGUGGCGCGGGUUCUUCACCGCGCAGAGCCUACGCAGGUGGUCUGGGCGGUCAAGACGCCAGGCUUCGACGCUCGCGAGCAGCGCCACACGCCCAUCUGCGGGCUGUGCAUCAUCAGCGACGUGUAUCUGUCCUACGCGCUCCUGGCUGUUGCAGCGCCCUGCACGCCGGUGGCCUUGGAGCUCAACAUGCGGGUGCCCGAGGAGCUCGAAGCAGUGGCGCAGGAUCACGCCGAACAUGCGACACGCGGCCUCGGCGACGCAGGUCCAGCGCAAGGAUACGUUUCGCUGCUCGGCGACGGGCCGCCCUUCGCCGUGCCGUCGCUGUUCCGCAGCGGCUCGACACUGCCAAACGCCCCGCGCGUCAUCGCGCGCGGCGGCGAGGUCGAGAUCACUCCGGACACCCUGCGCGAGCUCGGCACGACUGCAGAGCGGUUGCGGGACCAGAUGCGGUCCGUAGUCAGCGCCGGCAACGUCGUGCAAGGGCGACUGGAUCUGCAGCUGCGCGAGAUGUCGCGGCAGCUCGAGCGCCUCGCCGACGUGCGCCGGCGAUGCCGCGGCAGCCGCGCGGACGGCGGAGAGUCGCUCGAGGCCCGUCUCGCGCGGGUGCAUGCACGGCAGCACGCGCUCGUCGCACGCACAGAUCGCGUCCUUCAGCGUCUGAUGGACGCGCAUCAGCCCAGCCUCAGCAUGUACGAGCGCAAGUGGUUCGACGAGCUGGCGGGCCUGGCGGAGGAGAUCGGCCUCAAGGGGGAGGCCGACGAGCAGCCUACCGGCCUGUCGGCUCAGGCGGACAAGCUCGACUACCAGCUCUCGCACCUGCGGCCCUCGCUCAUGGCGCUGCAGGCGAAGGGGCAUCCUUCGAGCGGCGAAGGCCCGCCAGGCGCACUCGGCAGCUCGCAGCUCCAGGCCAUGGAGCGCAUGCUUGCGCAAGAAGCCGCGCUGCUGCUCGAGGCUCGCACGAAGGCGCGUGCGCUGUCCGCUCACGUUGCGCAGGCUGCCGGGCACUGAGACAGCGCGACUACACUCCCGCCCGUUCGCGGCCAUUGUGAUGAACGUGCUGCCCCCUUCCUUCUGUGGCAUCCGCCCAUCGGCGGCAGCGACGCGGCAACGGCAGUGCGGCGCUCUGGCUGCGUGUGAACCGCAGCGUCGUGCCGGGCAGCACGCUGCAUCGCGGCACUGCGGCAUCAUCGUGUCGGAGGGCUCGUCCUGCCUCCUGCAGCGGAACAGGACUCAGCUCUGCAAUGUGCCGCGACGCAAAGGGUUGGCACGCAUCCUCUGCGUGCGUCAUGCAGACAGCCUGUAGUUGCGCGAAAACGCGGUGGCCAAGCACGAUCGGCCGAAAUUGAUGUAUGCUGCAGCAUG
Molecule: messenger RNA, 3371 nt
Organism: Tilletiopsis washingtonensis
Lineage: Eukaryota; Fungi; Basidiomycota; Exobasidiomycetes; Entylomatales
Exons: 6
Coding region: 90-3017 (975 amino acids)
Biological process (GO): ribosomal small subunit export from nucleus; mRNA export from nucleus; protein import into nucleus
Cellular component (GO): nuclear pore
Molecular function (GO): structural constituent of nuclear pore
Source: RefSeq, a predicted model, not a curated record